AUGGCCUGGUACCGGUGUCUACUGUGGAAUGAAGCUCAGAAAGCGGUGCUGUUGAAUACUGCCAGAAUUACCAUACUCCAUAACAGAACUGAUAUCGUGUUGAUCGAAAGUAAUAAGAAGACAGCUGAGAUAAUAAAUAUCGCUGUACCAAAUGGUGGGAACACUAACUCAGUCUGCGCCGGAAAAAAUCUGAAAUAUCAAACUCUUGCAGCCAAGUUAA
This is a messenger RNA of Nezara viridula (southern green stink bug), 220 nucleotides long. NCBI's taxonomy places the organism in Eukaryota, Metazoa, Arthropoda, Insecta, Hemiptera, Pentatomidae. The record is from the annotation of a GenBank genome assembly.